AUGCAGACGACACAAGAGAUGGUCCGGCGGGCCUGCACGGGCAUCGAAGCCGUCUCACUGGCCGUCAAUGUUUUCAUCCUCGGCACGAGCUUAUGGGUUCGGACAGUCCCAACGGCGAAGCACCAUACGCAACGGGUGUCCUACACCAUCAUUAUGUGGGCAGUAGCGAUGCAAAUGGGGUACGAUAUAGAUCGCCUCAUACUAUAUUCUGGCGACGAUAGCCGCUUCAAUGUCCGCCCCGCCUCCUGCGCGACUGGGAUGUACUUCUUCCUCUCCCAACUUCAUAUUACCAAUUUUUUGAUCACAUGUAUUGCCGUCAACCUGAUGCUCAUCGUGUGCUUCGGAGUCAACCCCAUCGAGAAGAGUGAGUACCACUCUGGCCACACUGUAGGCCUCUCCUUACGCUUCGCAGAGCUACUGAGGUGGUAUGUUGGGGUAUCUAUCGCUCUAGGCGCCUUCAUCCCUAUUAUCCCAGCCGCUUUGGGUCACUUCGGUCCGGACCCGCUUUAUCGUCUAUGCUACCUCACACCUCUGGAACCGACCGAGCGAAUGAGGGUGGUCGUACUGGAUGUGGUAUUAUGGGAACUGCUCGCCAUUGUGGUCGCCAGCCUGUCAAUGAUCGCCGUGCUCAUCACAUUGUUCCGGUCCGGCCGCUCUACCGCGCGAGCCCUCAUCCGAGGCAAUCCCAUGAACGCCCAACUCAGUACCUCGUCCGGAUCUGCCCCCAGCGGCAAGAGCGUGCGGCGCGGAUCCAGCUCAACGUGGCGAAGCCUGGGCGUCUGCUUUGGUCGAUCCCGCAAGGAAGAGACAGAGAGUGGGCUGCAGCCGCUGCAGUCGAUGCACACGCUUCAAGACCAGUUCUUGGGCAUCGCGCUCAAGAUCAGCCUCUAUCCCAUCUUCCUCAUCAUCGCCAACGUCAUCAUCUCUGUUGCCGAUCUCUACUUCAACUAUACACUCCGGAACGGCGUGACCUCAGUAGCGUUCUUGGCUGUGUAUCAGAUCCUCUACGCAGGGCGGGGAUUCUGCUUUGCAAUCCUGUGCAUCUUUGUCGACCCCUCAUUCCAAGCAGGUGUCAAAGCCGCCUGGUAUGCUCAGCGCGACGAGCGGAUGCACGCGCUUGGGCGACCACCAAUGGCCGUCCUCGGCGGAGCUGUCCCGGACCACAUGUCGUUCGGCCAAUUCCUCAGCUCGGUGCCUGAAACAUCCAGCGAUGCGCUCAAUCCACCCGCAGACGGUAGCCGGCGCGGAUCCGCAGCGACCGUCGAUCUCUCCUCCGCUCUGGCCUCUCUACCCUACACCGCCGAGCACGGCGUGCCUCCACUCGACACACCCCCAGAUGAGUCCGUCUCGGCCUACCUCCGGAUGCCUAAAUCUCCCACACGGUCCCAGCACUUCACACGGUCUUUUGCCGGCGUAACGAGCGGAUCGCUCCCCACUGGCCUAUCGGACGACGUGGACGUGGAUCUCAGAUUGUCGUACGCCCCCUCGCCGACGCGGUCUACGUUCUCGCCCACAAGGUCGACGUUCUCGCCGACGAGGUCUACCUUCUCGCGGGAUACUGGGCCCCUGGCGGAAGGCGUGAGCGAGCUGGACGAGAGCAUGCUGGAUGAGAAGACGGAUGCGGAGGUGGCGACCGAGGCGGCGACCGAGGCGGAGGUGCAGGCACAGGGACACGCAGCGCAUGCUCUUUUGCAGGCAAGGCGGUCCAGUGAGAUGCUGCAACCUGGGAGGAGGGGGGAAGUACGGGCUAGCGCGGAGGUACGGCCAGCGAGACACAGGGAGGGCUGGUCAUCGGGCGUCGAUGCGAAGAGGCGGUUUGAAGAGCUCGGCAGACAAUUGUAA
Messenger RNA from Dioszegia hungarica, 1842 nucleotides. RefSeq lists its product as uncharacterized. The transcript has 7 exons. The coding region runs from base 1 to 1842 and encodes 613 amino acids. The record is from RefSeq and is a predicted model, not a curated record. Lineage: Eukaryota; Fungi; Basidiomycota; Tremellomycetes; Tremellales; Bulleribasidiaceae.